AUGACUGCAAAUCAGACGAUCCUUGAGGAGAGGACUCAUGCCCACUUCAAGCACAGAAGAAGACAGCAAGAGCUAAUUUGGGUUUGUUUCUCCUCAGCGGUUGACUGUGGUUCACCACCAGGUUUUGUGAACACAGUGACCUAUCCACCAGUCAACACAACGUAUGGUAAUACAGUUGUGUACCAGUGCCAGGUUGGCUAUGUCCAUGUCAGGGGAAAUGACACAUCAGUCUGUUCUGCCCAGGGACAAUGGGAAGGAGCAAACCUGGAAUGUGAAGCUGUUGACUGUGGAUCACCACCAGCUUUACUGAAUGCACUGUCCUAUCCAAAAAUUAACACAACCUAUGGAAGUACAGUUUUGUACCAGUGCCAGGUUGGCUAUGUCCCUGUGAGAGGAAAUGACUCAUUAGUCUGCUCUGCCCAGGGGCAGUGGGAAGGAGCAAACCUGGAAUGUGAAGUUGUAGAUUGUGGGAUCCCAAUUCACGUACCAAAUGCACAGCCACCAUUAGUCGGAGGGACCGUGUAUAGAAACCGAGUCCAGUAUGUUUGCAAGACUGGUUAUGUAAGUGAAGGAGGAAAUGGCACAUUGGUGUGUUCUGCCCAAGGACAGUGGGAAGGAGCUAAUUUCACUUGUACAGAUAUUGACUGUGGGAGCCCACCAGUUGUACCACAUGCAGAUCUGCUCCAGUACCAUAAUACAAGACGAGGGAACAUUGUUCAUUAUAGGUGCAGGGAUGGAUUUUAUACUUUGUCAGGAAGGAAUACAUCUGUCUGCACAGAAAGAGGACAAUGGGAAGAUGUAACAUUGCUGUGUAAAGUUAAUGAUUUUAUUCUGUUUAAUGAAUCCUGCAUGAAGUGGAAGAGGGAUGGCAUUGGAUCCAGAUCUGAGGACAUAUAUUUAUUUCAGAUACAAGGAUUUAGAUCCUACCAAAGAGAAUUCUUUUAUGAGAAGUCAUUUAAUUAUAGCACAGCAGAUAACACUCCAGUUGUGUGUUUGGACCUGCAAGCAGGCACUAACUAUACAGUGAAUAUCACUGCUCUUACACUGCAACAUUCUGCUUCCAUACAAUUAUCAACAGCAGUAACUGACCCUCCAGUGCCUGAUGUGCAAGUUAUGAUCGCAAAGCAAACCCUUCCACCAAUCCGCCUCCGAAGCGUGGAAAGUAGAAAUGGACCGAUCAGCUUUUACCAGGUCGUUGUUCUGCCCUUGCAUUUGCAGCACUCGUUCGAUUGCAAUUCUCAGACCGUGAGAAACUUCUUUGGCCACAGAAGGGGCAGAGAACCAUACAUCACAGCAGAAUUUGUGGCAACAGAUGUUGAGGAUGGGAUGCACUUUUCUGUGGGAGACCGACUGUACUACAGACAGUAUUAUAAUGCAGCUUUAGAAAAUGGCAAGAACUACUCCUUUCUGCUGAAAACAAUUAGUGAAUGGAAUUACGUGAAGAAACAGUCGUGUGUGACUUUGGCACAGUUAAAAGAUAAACAAAGGACGAUCUGCUGUUCCACUGUCUGUUCAGUGAAUUUCAACCAUUCCAGAGGUGUUUGAAAGUAUAAGAGCAAAACAAAAAAUGGCCAGACUAUCGAACCGUGAAAUAUACUUGGGCCUUACUCCAGAAAACUUCAAAUAUUGUUAGUUCCUUCCACUGUUGGACAAACCGUGAUUGUGAACCUCUUAUUUAUUUGUAUAGUAUGAAAAGCUGCUUCUAACCAAAAUAAAAUUAAUUCUAGUGACUUGA
Molecule: messenger RNA, 1735 nt
Organism: Rhincodon typus (whale shark)
Lineage: Eukaryota; Metazoa; Chordata; Chondrichthyes; Orectolobiformes; Rhincodontidae
Product: sushi domain-containing protein 1-like
Exons: 11
Coding region: 1-1545 (514 amino acids)
Molecular function (GO): protein binding
Source: RefSeq, a predicted model, not a curated record